This is a messenger RNA of Neogale vison (American mink), 2250 nucleotides long. It is a transcript of the gene WDR73, whose product is annotated as WD repeat domain 73. Gene Ontology annotation, biological process: cytoplasmic microtubule organization. Gene Ontology annotation, cellular component: cytosol; spindle pole. The transcript is spliced from 9 exons. Lineage: Eukaryota; Metazoa; Chordata; Mammalia; Carnivora; Mustelidae. The coding region runs from base 19 to 1131 and encodes 370 amino acids. Gene Ontology annotation, molecular function: protein binding. The record is from RefSeq and is a predicted model, not a curated record.
ACCGGAAGCGGCGUUGCCAUGGAGUCCGCGGAGGACUGGCUGGUGGAAUCCUUGCGCUUGUACCAAGAUUUCCAUGCAUUCGACCUUUCCGGAGCCACUCGAGUCCUCGAAUGGAUUGGUGACAAAGGAGUCUUCGUUGCUGGCUAUGAAAGCCUGAAAAAAAAUGAGAUUCUUCAUCUCAUACUACCUCUGAGACUUUCUGUAAAAGAAAACCAGGGCUUAUGCCCAGAAAGAGAUUUCAAGGUGUGCCACGGAGGGUUUUCAGACGCGUCUGUCUUUGAGCUGAAGCACGUGCCAGACACCAGGUUGCUGGUAACCACUGGUCUUCCGGGUUCUUACCUGCACGUGUGGCAGGUCGCAGAGGACAGUGAUGUCCUUCAAGCAGUCAGCACCAUCGCUGUGCCGGAGAAGGAGGGCGGUCUCUGGCCCAGGGUGGCCAUCUUCUCUUCCAUGGCACCCGGAGUCCUCCACGGGGUGAGGCUCCGCAGUCUGAAGGUCGUGGACCUGGAAUCCCAGAAGACCACAUACACCUCAGGAGUCAGUGACAGUGAGGAGCUAAGCAGCCUACAGGUCCUGGCUGCAGACACCUUUGCCUUCUGCUGCGCCUCAGGCCGCCUGGGGCUUGUUGACAUCCGCCAGAAGUGGGCGCCGUCAGAGACCAUCAGCCCCAGGGCUGGGGCUGCUGGAGGGAGGUGGUGUGCCGAAGUUGGGGGUCGGGGCCCUGGGCCGAGCAUUGCCAGCCUUGGCUCAGACGGGCAGCUCUGUCUCUUUGAUCCCCGGGAUCUCAGCCAUCCUGUGAGCUCCGUCCAGUGCUCGGUGUCUGCACCCAGCCCUGACCCAGAGCUGCUGCGAGUGACUUGGGCUCCAGGCCUGGACAACUGCUUGGCCAUUUCAGGUUUUGAUGGGACAGUCCAGGUCUAUGAUGCCACAUCUUGGGAUGGAGCGGGGAGACAAGUAGAACCUCUCUUCACUCACAGAGGUCACAUCUUCCUAGAGGACAAUCAGACAGACACUGCUCCACUGGUCACUACCCACACGUGGCACCCCCACAAGUCACGGACUCUGUUAUCGGCAGCGAACGAUGCCUCCCUGCACGUGUGGGACUGGGUGGACACCCGCGCGGCCCGCUGACUCCGGCAUCUUCCUACCCAGGCCUGGAAGAAGAGGAGGAGCUGCUGUAGAGCCAAGAACUCAAAAUGUACAAGGGCCAAUAAAAAUGAAAAAAGAAGUCAACUCCAGUAGGAAUGAAGGAAAUAACAAUUAAAACAAGAUGAUGUGCUUUUUUACCUACCAAGUUGCCAGAUUGUCGAACAGUGCUUUGGACAGCCGAUGGAGGGGCCCUGAUGACCCAGCUCAGGGGGCAGGAAGCAGCAGUGUGGUUCCUGCUCCCAGCAGGACACGCAGCCACGUCCAGUCGAGUCCGAAUUUGUGUGUCCAGUCUCCUGGUAAAUGGCUGUUAAAAUUUUCUAAUCUUUCACUGUUAUACAUAGUGUGAACAGCGUUUGUACCCAUGGACAAAAGCCUGUAGGAUAAACUUCUAAAGUGAAAAUUGCUGAGGCAGAGGCUGUGCGCAUUUUGAGGUUCUGUAAAUCCUGUCGGUGUGCCCUCGCUGGGGGCCGUGCGGUUUGUGAAGGCAGCAGUGAUGGGUGUCUCUCUGCCCUCCCCAGCCGAGUGACUCUAGUGGCUGCCUUUGCUGGUCUGAUCAAUGAAAAAUCAUUACUUGUAGUUUUCGUCUGUACGUCUUGGAUGUGUGAAAUUGAGACUCCUUGUGUAGUUAAACAUUCAGAGGCAAAGAUUUCUAAAGAUGAGAACAGCCGGGGUGAGGAGAUAGGCAUUCUCACCAAUACGCCUUGCGGCAGAGACUGGACCUCCCCCGACUCUUCAGGUGGUUUGCACUGGGGCAUACCUGGCCCCGGGUGGUGCUUUCCCAUGCCUGCCCCCAGUCUCCCAGAGAAAUUGACCCAAGGGACAUUUCUUUUUGGUAGCAAAUCUUAAAGUGUAUUCCUAUUAAUAGAAUUUCUCACUGGCACAUCUUUUAAGGAAUUUUCAGCAAGUUAGCUUUUGAAAUUACUUGAUUACUCAUCAGUUUGGGCUCUGAGUUCUUAAAAAAGAAUUUUGUUGAGAUAUAAUUCACAUACCCUACAUAUAAUACACACACUAUACAAUUCACCCAUUGAAGGUUUCUAUUUGGUGGUAUAUUACUAAUUUUUAAAGAGUAUGGUAAAAUAUAUGUCACAAUUUGCCAGUCUU